AUGACUGCAAAGUGGAGCCGGGGCCGGGAAGGCCCAUGUAUACGCACUGGUGUAUGACUUCAGGUAUCGGUAAGACUGUAACGUAUGUGCUACCGCUGUGGGGCAAACCAGACUCGACCCCACUGGACUGGUACUACCAACACAUCCAGGUCAGACCCAGCGAUGCCUGUCGCUCUACAAUCCACUGUGUCUUGCUAACAAUUUCUACUAUAUGCAACGUUCGGCCAGUGGUCCGUCUUCAAGAUCCCCGACUUCACUUCCUUUGAGCCACUCCCCAUGUAUUUUCGUUGACGAUGGUUCGGUAGUCCCUUUGCAGUUGCUAGAGCGUCAGUGGGCCACAGCAACUAGUCUGGAUACAGGAGUCAUCCAUCGACAGGUCCUUCCGGACGCGCGAGUGCAGCUGAAGUCGCCGAUUUUGUCGACUGGUUGGCCUCUGAGUAGCUUAUCGCACAUCCCGAAGGUCAGACUGUCCUGUUUGAAGACGAGUAGUCUGGCCCAGUUUUUGUCUACUGCAUCGUCAACUCCAGGGUUGUCGUUGUACGUAUCCUCUGUCCACUCGUCUACUUCGCUUCCGGAACAUUUCGCCUGUAUCGUACACUCCAAUUUCUCACUGCAACCGAGCGCAUUCACAACCCCCUUGUUUCCCUCUGUUUCACCGCUCUGGAAGUAGGCACCGUCAACGGAAUCUUUGUGGAACAGAUGCCAUCCGAUACCUUGCUAACGAAGACGGAUCGUCGGGCAUUGUCUCCAAACAUUCGUGCCACCAUGGCUUGUGGGUUGCUACCAAGGCGUUGGAGAUACAGUUCGAGGAUGCGUAU
Pisolithus orientalis is the source of this 818-nucleotide messenger RNA. RefSeq lists its product as uncharacterized. The transcript has a single exon. The record is from RefSeq and is a predicted model, not a curated record. The coding region runs from base 212 to 670 and encodes 152 amino acids. Lineage: Eukaryota; Fungi; Basidiomycota; Agaricomycetes; Boletales; Pisolithaceae.